AUGAUCCAAGAAACCAAAAUUGAACCAAUCCUACAGAUUCAAGGUUCAGCCAACAUACUUUGUGUUCAUGUUCCUAAUCUUAGACGUGUAUUGUUUUGUCAUAGUUUUCAGGACCCCAACAAAAUCGCGCGUGCGUGA
This is a messenger RNA of Racocetra fulgida, 138 nucleotides long. Lineage: Eukaryota; Fungi; Glomeromycota; Glomeromycetes; Diversisporales; Gigasporaceae. The record is from the annotation of a GenBank genome assembly.